This is a messenger RNA of Hemibagrus wyckioides, 3687 nucleotides long. It is a transcript of the gene slc6a4a, whose product is annotated as solute carrier family 6 member 4a. Gene Ontology annotation, biological process: sodium ion transmembrane transport; serotonin uptake. The record is from RefSeq and is a predicted model, not a curated record. NCBI's taxonomy places the organism in Eukaryota, Metazoa, Chordata, Actinopteri, Siluriformes, Bagridae. The transcript has 14 exons. Gene Ontology annotation, cellular component: membrane; neuron projection. Gene Ontology annotation, molecular function: serotonin:sodium:chloride symporter activity; serotonin binding. The coding region runs from base 344 to 2272 and encodes 642 amino acids.
UAAGGAGAAGAGGAGAGAGAGAGAGAGAGAGAGAGACCGUGUGUGUGUGUGUGUGCAGGAGUGUUAGGGAGGUGUGUCUUACGCACUUGGCUCCCAGGGUCGGUGAGCACCAGCCCAGCGCACACAGACCCCCACAGAACUGCUCCACUGCUGCACGCAGCAGGGCUUUAUUGGAGCUUGUUAAAGUGGACUAAAUAAUCAGGUCCGUUGCUGUUAUCUCUCCAUUCUCCUGAUCUGCCAGUUGAUCUUUUCUUCUCCGUCUUCUGAGUCCCCUCAUGGGAGCCAUAUUAGCCAGUGCUAGAAAACUUUCAGCAGAGGCACUCACAGCAUCUCACCCUUGACCAUGGAGAUGAAACAGACAAUGAUGAUGAACCGAGAGGAUCAAGACGAGAAGGACAAAUCUGAAGAGAAUGGCAGGCUGGUGGAUGGUGGCAUUGCUGAGAAAGAGCAGAAACCAGUCUCGGGGCCCACACAGGUGUCAAACGGGUACCCCAGCACAUCGGCUCAGAGCCCGAGGGAAGGCACCGGGGCUGUAGGGGACUGGACAAAUGCUCCUGGGGGAUUCAGGACGCUUGUGGUCCAGCAGACCAGUCUGGAUCCACCCAGGGAGACAUGGAGCAAGAAGGUGGAUUUCCUCCUGUCGGUCAUCGGCUACGCAGUGGACCUGGGCAACGUGUGGCGCUUCCCAUACAUCUGCUACCAGAACGGAGGGGGUGCGUUCCUGUUGCCCUACCUGCUGAUGGCGGUAUUUGGCGGGGUUCCCCUGUUCUACAUGGAGCUGGCACUCGGGCAGUUCCACCGCAGUGGCUGCAUAUCCAUCUGGAAAUAUAUCUGCCCCAUCUUCAAGGGUAUUGGCUUUGCCAUCUGCAUUAUUGCCCUCUACAUUGCCUUCUACUACAACACCAUCAUGGCUUGGGCUCUGUAUUACCUGUUGUCCUCCUUCAACACUACACUACCGUGGACGACGUGCAAAAACUCCUGGAACACGGCCAACUGCAAGCAGUAUAUGUCUACCGACAGCAACGUCUCCUGGACCAAUGAAUCUACCUCACCUGCCGAGGAGUUCUAUACACGGAAGGUGCUGCAGGUGCAUCUGUCCCCAGGUCUGCAUCAGCUGGGUGCGGUUAGUUGGCAGCUGGCCCUCUGUCUGCUCUUCAUCUUCGCCAUCGUCUACUUCAGCAUCUGGAAGGGGGUUAAGACCUCUGGCAAGGUAGUAUGGGUGACAGCAACUCUUCCAUAUGUCGUGCUGUUGAUCCUUCUGGUGCGAGGCGCCACUCUGCCCGGAGCAUGGAGAGGCGUUGUCUUCUACCUGAAGCCUAACUGGGAGAAGCUCCUGAGCACUACGGUUUGGAUUGAUGCAGCAGCCCAAAUUUUCUUCUCUCUGGGUCCAGGCUUUGGUGUGCUCCUUGCAUUUGCCAGCUACAAUCCCUUUCACAACAACUGUUACAAAGAUGCGUUGGUGACGAGCACAGUGAACUGUAUGACCAGCUUCUUGUCAGGCUUUGUGAUCUUCACCGUACUGGGCUACAUGGCCGAGAUGCGGAAGGAGGGGGUGGAGACCGUAGCAAAGGAUGCUGGUCCCAGUCUACUGUUCAUCGUCUAUGCCGAGGCCAUCGCCAACAUGCCCGCGAGCACUUUCCUUGCCAUUAUCUUCUUCCUCAUGAUCAUCAUGCUGGGAUUAGAUAGCACGUUUGCUGGGCUGGAAGGAGUGAUCACUGCCAUGUUGGAUGAGUUUCCCCACCUGCUGGCCCGCAGGAGAGAGUGGUUUGUGCUAGGUCUGGUGUGUGUCUGCUACCUGGGAGCGCUGUCCACACUUACCUAUGGAGGGGCGUUUGUGGUGAAACUCUUCGAAGAGUAUGCAACAGGCCCUGCGGUCAUCACUGUAGUCUUCCUUGAAGUUAUUGCUGUUUCCUGGUUUUAUGGGACAACACGUUUCUGCAAUGAUGUGCAGUUGAUGCUUGGCUUCACACCUGGUCUGUUCUGGAGGGUGUGUUGGGUAGCCAUCUGCCCCUGCUUCCUACUGUUCAUCAUUGGAAGUUUCCUAGCCUUCCCUCCUGUGGUGAAGCUGUUUGACUACCUGUACCCAUUCUGGACCACUGUACUGGGCUACUGCAUUGGUGUCUCGUCUUUCAUUUGCGUGCCUUCCUACAUGGUCUACCACCUGCUCACCACCAAAGGGACCUUCAAACAGCGUCUGAUGAAGAGCAUCACCCCUGAGCCUGCAAACAUUGAAGGCCUGAGCAGAGAUAUCAUCAUCACCAACGCUGUGUGAGUGGGGACCCUUCGCCCUCUGCUGGACAUGUAGCACAAGCGGGGAUUCCACCCCUCCUUCAUAUCCCAGAUCUGCCAAAGGUGUCUCCAUCCAGAACAUGUGAUAGCUGGACUCUUGCAUCCAGCAAUCCAGCUGCUCUAUUUCCCACCAUUCCUAAAUGUGGCAGCGUUCAAUGUACGUGUGAGAUAGCACCUGCCAUAAAGAUAUAUCUAUUGGGUAUUCGAGUCAGGAGUCUGGUAGCACAAAUGUCUUUUUGGUUUUUGUCACCAUUUUGUGAUUUUUUUUAUUUGUUACAUUCAAACAAAUGUACUAGAAGUACUAAAGAAAUCACUAAUGGGCAGUAUACAUAGUAUACGCAUGUCUUACUCUAUUUAGCACUUUCAGAUCAAAUAUUACAUCUAAAUGCAUCGGCCUGCCCCCAACUAACUGUUUUAUUUUGUAUGCAUUUGACAUUUCAGGUAACUUUUACAUUUACGUGUAUUUAUGAAGCCAAAUAUAAUUAGAUAUGACUUUUAUUACUGGUAAAAUUUACUUCACAGCUCCUUAUGCUUUGUGUUUUGAACUCCUCACAAACAAGCUUUGUUUGCUUGCACAGGUGUGUGUGUGUGUGUGUGUGUAUGAAAAAGUAUGUAAAAUGUUUGGGUGUAGGUGCACAAAUAAUUAUUCAACACACCUCUUUGGAAUUAAGAACGUGGAGUGUCACCACUCGCAAUUGUCAGGUUUAUCGAAACCACAAAAAUACACAUAAUGUGACUACAUGUAACAAACAUUUAUUUGGGACUUUUUGUGGAAUUGCGUUAAUGUAUUGUGUCUCACUGAAUCGCUCAUAACACUGCACACCAACAGCCAACACAGUGACUCUUUAUUUUCCAUGUUAUAUGUGAAUAACAAGGUAGCAGAAACCAAAUACCAGUGUGCUUGUUACAAAUGGUUCAGCUAUAACCCUAAAGACAUGUUUUUUUGGGGGGAAAAAAACUAGCAAUGUAUGAAAGUUCAAGUAUGUACCUGUCUGUUUUGUGAGUGUUGCUGUCUGUGUUCCAGUCAUGUGACAACCUGUCAACCUCUUUGAGAGGACAUAUACGGGUGUGUGAUGUUUGUUCGUUUUCAAAGUGUGUGUGUGAGCUUUACGUAAAUGUAGAAAAGCCAUAAGCCAUGGUUCGGUCUGUUAGUGUGUGUGCGCAUGCAUGCAGACAUGAAUGUAUACUAUGUAUUUAGUGUGUGCCUCAAAAUAGUGAUGCCUCUUCCUCUUUCCUAUCUUGUUCUUGUCUUUACAAUUUACUCUCUAUCAAAGUAAAUCUCCUGUACUUUAUCAGUGUAUGUCUACAUGACUGUUAUAUGAAUACAUAUAGACUAAAGAUAUAUAUAUAUGAAUUAUAUAUGAAUUAUUAGAGAAAUAAAAGUAUAUGUAUUAAUAA